This is a messenger RNA of Xyrichtys novacula (pearly razorfish), 192 nucleotides long. The record is from the annotation of a GenBank genome assembly. NCBI's taxonomy places the organism in Eukaryota, Metazoa, Chordata, Actinopteri, Labriformes, Labridae.
AUGGCGGACUCUUUUUGUUCAGAGUCAGAAACAGAAACGCUCUGCUGCCGCCGCCAUUUUGUUCUGCCUCUUAACUCCAAGGUCAGCCCCCCCGCCCCGAACCUUUGCCCCGUCCUGAAGAACCACAGACAUCAGAACCUGGACCUGAUGGACCUGAUGGACCUGAUGGACCUGAACGGUUUUAUUCAGUGA